AUGCCUGUGAAAAAAACACUUCUUAAUAGCCGUAGUUUUGAUAUAUACCAGGAUAGAAAUAAGUAUUAUGAGGAUUUACGUCGUAAACGUAAUGAUGUAACUAUUGAGUUGCGAAAAACCUUACGAGAUGAACAGUUGAAAAAACAUAGAAAUAUAGUUUUAGAUGCCCAUGAUGAUGAAUUGGAAAUAAAACCUGAAGUUGAAUUGACAAUUGUUGAUAUCAAAGAAGGUUUAAAGAGUCAAACAUCAGCAGUAAAGAAAUUGAGUUGCUUAAAAUAUGCUCGUAAGAUGUUAAGUUCGAGAAAAUGUGCUCCCAUUGAUGACUUCAUUAAAGCUGGUAUUUUACCAAUGUUGAUGGAUUUCUUAACUCCAAAAUAUAACAAUGACACUGAUUUCCAAUAUGAAUGUGCUUGGAUAUUGACAAACGUUGCAUCAGGAUCAUCAGCGAACACCAUUUGUAUAGUUAAUGAGGGUGCAGUUCCUUUACUUAUAAAUUUGCUCAAAUCGCCAGAUAUACGUGUGAUGGAACAAGCUGUUUGGGCAUUAGGAAAUAUUGCGGGUGAUGGACCCCAACUUAGGGAUAUUGUAUUAUCAAACGGUAUUGUACCAAUUUUAAACAGGUUAUUAGAAACAACAGAACAAGUAACUGCACAACAGAACAUAGUAUGGACGCUAUCAAAUCUUUGUCGCAGCAAAACUCCUCCUCCAAAUUUUAAUUAUUUACUUCCAUCUAUUCCAUUGUUGGUUGGAAUGUUGAGUCAUAAUGAUUCUCAGGUUAUUUCUAAUGCUUGCUGGGCUUUAUCAUACUUGACUGAUGGGAGCAAUGAAAAAAUUCAAGUAAUUAUUGAAGCAGGUACAUUAAAGGCCAUUUUAAAAUAUUUAGAAGUUGAUGACACUACCAUACUUAUACCUGCGCUACGAGUAGUUGGCAAUAUUGUGUCUGGUAAUGAUAUACAAACAAAGCAUGCAUUGGAUCAUGGUAUACUUAAAUACCUUCAUAGUCUAUUAAAUCACAGGCGUAUUCCUGUUGUGAAAGAUGCUGCUUGGUUGUUAUCAAAUGUGAUGGCUGGUAGUGUAGAACAAAUUCAAGCAGCCAUUGAUCAUAAUCUAUUGCCAGUUUUGAUUCGAGCUCUACAACGUGGAGAUGUCAAAGUACAAAAAGAAGCUGCUUGGGCCAUAAACAAUCUAUUUAGUGGUGGUUCAGAUGCUCAGAAAUCUCAUCUGAUCGAUAUUGGAAUAUUGGAACCUUAUUGUGGCUUAUUAAUAUCUUCAGAUGAUAGAAUGGUAGAAAUUAUACUGGAAGGUCUUAAUCAAUUAUUGGAAAAAUCUGAAUGCACCCGAGGCAAGCUUUGUAUGUUAAUUGAGGAAGCAAGUGGAUUAGAUCACCUAGAAGCAUUGCAGAAUCAUUCUUCUCAAAAGAUUUAUGAGAUGUCAUUCAGUAUAGUUGAGAAAUAUUUUCAAGGAGAGGAUGAAACUCAAGAAUUUGACUUGGGAAUAAUUCCACACGAUAUGAGUUCGGGUAAUUUGUUCAGCAUUAAUCAUUGA
Messenger RNA from Macrosiphum euphorbiae (potato aphid), 1545 nucleotides. Lineage: Eukaryota; Metazoa; Arthropoda; Insecta; Hemiptera; Aphididae. The record is from the annotation of a GenBank genome assembly.